CCUUCCUCAACGCUUUCAGUCUGCCCUCACAUUAUGCGCCUGCGUACUACUAUCUAGGGGCUCCAGAAUUGGGAGAAUCGGUGGGAGUUAGCAAGCUGUGUAAUGGCGGCCUCGGUGUUGCUGUCUGCGGAGAACACCGGACUUACUUUUGCGGUCGGCAAUUCUGGAACUGUAGGCGCUCCCGGGAAUGGAGUUGGGGUACCGGUUCCUGUACCUUGGAAUCGGUCACUGGACAGGGCAUUAGACGAAGCCUCGGCAACUGGUUGCCUCAACCUCAGCGGCAGGAAACUGAAGGAGUUCCCGAGGAGCGCCGCAAACCACGACCUCACAGACACAACUCGGGCCGACCUGUCCCGUAACCGUCUGCCAGAGCUGCCCGUGGAGGUGUGUAUGUUUGUCUCUUUGGAACACCUGCAGCUCUACCAGAACUGCCUGCGCUCGCUGCCUGAGAGUCUUCUCAAUCUCCAGGCCCUCACCUACCUGAACAUAAGUCGGAACCAGUUGUCGACCCUGCCCAGCCCGGUGUGCAGUCUGCCGUUGAAGGUCCUGAUCGCUUGUAACAACAAGCUGGUCUCCCUUCCCGAAGAGCUGGGCCAACUACGACAGCUCACAGAACUGGACGUGAGUUGUAAUGAUAUCCAGACACUCCCUCCUCAGGUUGGUCGACUGGACUCGCUGCGAGACCUCAACAUCCGCCGCAACCACCUGGCCCGCUUGCCCCCAGAGCUGGCUGCGUUGCCAUUGGUGCGUCUGGACUUUUCUUGUAACAAGGUGACAUCCAUCCCUGUGUGUUACCGCAACCUGCGUCACCUACAGAGCAUUGUGCUGGACAACAACCCCCUACAGAACCCACCCGCACAGAUUUGUAUAAAGGGGAUGAUCCAUAUAUUUAAGUAUCUGAACAAUGAGGCCAGCAAGACUACACCUGAGCUCCCAGACUACGACAGGAGACCCCUUGCCUUCGGAUCCUGUGUGGAGGAGCUGUACCCUGGCCGGCCGUAUGGAGCGUUGGACUCUGGCUUCAACAGCGUGGACAGUGGAGACAAGAGAUGGUCAGGCAACGAGCCCACGGAUGAGUUGUCGGACCUGCCACUGCGUGUGGCAGAGAUCACCAAAGAACAGAGACAGCGGAGGGAGAGGGAGGAGCACAGGACGUCUGGCUCCCAUCCUGUUACCAACGGCACAUUAGAGGCAGAGCUGGAGCAGAUUGACUUUAUAGACAGUUGUACAGGAGAGGAGGAGGAGGGUAGGAGAGGAGAAGUAGCAGAAACAAUCAGCCUCAGUUCCCAGUUCAUGGCUUACAUUGAGCGCCGUGUCACCAGAGAGGGCUCUCCAGUCAAGUCCAACUCCCCCAGAGACUCGAGGACAGACGACCCCAGGCGAAACAAUUCUCUGCAGAACCGGACUGCCUAUGAUCCAGACUCUUCUGCCUCUCAUAAUCAGAGAGGUUCAGGGGCUGGGGUUGGUGCGGGUCCGAGCGGGGCACCGGGUGGGGGGGUGGAGCGCGUGCGGAGGAUGGCCCAGUUGGCCGCACUGCGGUACGAGGAGGAGAGGCAGAAGUCACGCUCAGGGCAGCGGGACGCCGUCAUGACCUACGUCAAGCACAAAGCAUCUCAAAGCCCUACCAAGCUGAGUCCCACAGAGAACGAGAACACGUACCCCUCCAGGCGUUCUACCCACACGGAUGACUCGGCCCUCUUCAUGCAGGGCGAGGAUCGCUGCUCCUCCCUGUCUCCCACGGCCCUCCAAUCACCUUCUUACCCCGGCCCUGUUGCCCCGCCCUCCUGCCAGGGGCCCGCCCAGCGGCCAGACAGCUUCUUGUUUCGCCUCAGCCAGAAGGAAGAGCAGAGGAGAGGUGAUGGUGCCGCCCCCAGGCCAGAGCCUGAAGAAGUGACCCCUACCCAGCCUCAAGGCCCCAUGGGAGAGGAGGCUGCUCUGGUGGAGCAACUGCGGAAGAACAUAGAGUCGCGCCUGAAAGUGUCCUUGCCCAGUGACCUGGGAGCAGCACUGACCGACGGGGUCGUCCUCUGCCAUCUGGCUAAUCACGUGCGGCCGCGAUCCGUACCCAGCAUCCAUGUGCCCUCCCCUGCUGUGCCCAAACUGACGAUGGCCAAGUGUCGGCGGAACGUGGAGAACUUUCUGGAGGCGUGUCGCAGGAUCGGGGUUCCACAGACCCAGCUGUGCCUGCCCCUCCACAUCCUGGAGGAGAGAGGGCUCCCCCUGGUGGCCGGGACGGUGCGUGCACUCCUGGAGCUGGCCCCGCCUAAAUACACAACCUCCCCUGCCACUACCACUAACCCUCUGGCCAUGUAGGGCAGCAGAGUUCCACACUCACUCAUGGAUGGACAGACACAGGACCCACCCUCUCGCUCUCCGAAUGUACAUUAUAUGGCUUUCCCUCUCGACCCCCCCCUCGCCCCCUCAACCAUACAGGGUCACCCAGCCUUCCCAGACAGGUCUUCCCCAAUGAAGAGAUGAGGGAGCACGAGUAUGUCAAAGAAAGGGAUGACUGUCUCUUCCACUGUGUCCUCACACAGACUGCUUACGACUUGCAGCCUCUAAAGACUGACGGAUGAACAACCGAGAUUGUCCCAGACAAACGGUCAGUUGGACGGCGAGUAAGAGGGUUUUUUAUUUUCUAUUAUUAGUCAUUCUCUCUCCAUCCUCUUAUCUAUGUUCAGUAGGGGUUGUUUUAUUUUCUAUUAUUAUUAUUUCAUCUUAUUUUUCAUAUUCCUUUUACUUUCACGUGUUAGAUCCUUGCAUGUCAGAGGGGUUGGGUGGGUGUAUGGGGAAGGGUUAGGAGACUAGCAAGUAGUCGGUUGCCUAAGUAACCUUUAAGGUCAUGUGCUACAAAGAGCAACAAUAACGGUGGUGGUCCGUCGUCAUGGGAACAUUGAUGCUGCCAACACUUAAAAUGGCUGUUUUUUUUUGUUUUUUUUUCUGUGGUCAAAUGGCUGAAUCAAAACCAAUGCUGGAUUAGAGAGGGAGAGGGCGCUCCGGGAAUCUCUACGCUUUAUACUUUCUCAAAAUGUGUACAAAACAUUACGAACACCUUCCUAAUAUUCAGUUGCACCCCUUUUUGCCCUUAGAACAGCCUCAAUUCAUCAGGGCCUGGACUCGACAAGGUGUCGAAAGCAUUCUACAGGGAUGCUGGCCCAUGUUGACUCCAAUGCUUCCCACAGUUGUCAAGUUGGCUGGAUGUCCUUUGGGUGGUGAACCAUUCUUGAUACACACUGGAAACUGUAGAGUGUAAAAAAAAAACAGCAUAGUUGCAGUUCUUGACAUAAACCGGUGAGCCUGGCACCUACUACCAUACCCCGUUCAAAGGCACUUAAAUAUCUUCUUGCCCAUUCACCCUCUGAAUGGCACACAUACACAAUCCAUGUCUCAAUUGUCUUAAAACUCCUUCUUUAACCUGUCUCCUCGCCUUCAUCUACACUGAUUGAAGUGGAUUUAAUAAAGGAUCAGCUUUCACCUGGUCAUGGAAAAAGCAGGUUUUCUUAAUGUUUUGUACCCUCAGGGUCAUUAUACAGAAGUGGUGUAAACUGGGACAAAAAAAUAAAUCACAUUUGUAUCCUAUUUUCCCCCAACUUUCAGCACACGUCUUCCAACAUAUUUCAGGUAGACACAUAUAUAUACUACUCACACACUUUGCUUGUAUUGCAUAUUUGAAAUAUUUAUCUGAAUUUACCUUACACCCUCCCCCCCAAAAAAGUGUUAUUCCGAAACAUAGUGAAAAAGUUGCAAUAAAGGAAGCACAAUCGUGAUCAUUUUGAUUAACCUUCUAUUAUAGAUUCAUUGGAGAAAUCAUUUGCAAACAAAAUUGACAAAAUAACAGGCGUUUCGGUUGCACGGGUGUCAAUCAUAGACAUAAAUGGAGGACUCUGAAAGAAAUAACUCGUUUCAGUAUAGACAUUGCCAUAGAGGGCUUCCACUAUUUAAAAGUAGUCAACUGUGUGGGGAUUCCUAUGGGUUUGGAAGUGAUCAGCCAAUGAUCAGAGGGCUUCCUCAAAUUGGGUUGCCUAUUGUUUGUAAACCCACGAGUAAGGUAAUGUCCAGAAGCCAAGGCCAAGAUUUAUACCAGGACUUUGGUCCCAAGAUCCAGACCCAGUGAGUUGAGACCAUGACAAAUUAAAGAUCAAAUGUGGUCUUGAGGGGGACUCAGUCAGGCUUUCAAUUUACUCCUAAAUGAGUGGGCACAUGGUGGUCCUCUGUAGCUCAGUUAGUAGAUCAUGGCGCAUGCAACUUUAAAUGAAGAUGGCCUCAAUGGCACUGCCGGUGCUGUCACAGGCGCCAUAAUGGCACAGAGUCAAAGAUGAAACCUCUAUCUCUCCAUGGUGUCAAUUGUUUCGGUUGUGACUUUUUCAGUUUGAUUUAUUUUGAACAAAUGAGGUUGGUGGCGCCUUAAUUUGGGAGGACGGGCUUGUUGUAAUGGCUGGAGCGGAAUACAUGGAAUGGUAUGAAACACAUGAUUUGUUGCCAUUCCAUUUGCUCCGUUCCAGCCAUUAUUAUGAGCCGUCCUCCCCUCAGCAGCCUCCACUGGCUAACAUAUUGCUUAGCUAACUUUAAUUUCCACAGCCUUAUUCUAAAACAUACAAUAUUUUUUUUCACCUCAUCAAUCUACACACAAUACGCCUUAUUAACCAAGAGGAAGCAGUUUUUUAAAUUAAAUAUCUUAUUUACAUAACUUUUCAGAUCUUUUGCUAUGAGACUCGAAAUUGAGCUCAGGUGCAUCCUGUUUCCAUUGAUCAUCCUUGAGAUGUUUCUACAACUUGAUAGGACAUGAUUUGGAAAGGCACACACCUGUCUAUAUAAGGUCCCACAGUUGACAGUGCAUGUUAAAGCAAAAACCAAGCCAUGAGGUCGAAGAAAUUGUCCGUAGAGCUCCGAGACAGGAUUGUGUUGACUCACAGAUCUGUGGAAGAGUACCAAAAAAUGUCUGCAGCAUUGAAGGUCCCCAAAAACAUAGUGGCCUCCAUUAUUCUUAAGGGAGGUGACCAAGAAGCCGAUGGUCAUUCUGACAGGGCUAAUUAGUUACUCUGUGGAGAUGGUUGUCCUUCUGGAAAAUUCUCCCAUCUCUGCAGCUCUCCACGAAUCAGGCCUUUAUGGUAGAGUGGCCAGACGGAAGCCAUUCCUCAGUAAAAGGCACAUGACAGCCUGCUUGGAGUUUCCCGAAAUGAACCCAAAGGAUUCUCAGACCAUGAGAAACAAGAUUCUCUGCUCUGAUGAAACCAAGAUUGAACUCUUUAGUCUGAAUACCAAGCGUCACGUCUGGAGGAAACCUGGCACCAUCCCUACGGUGAAGCAUGGUGGUGGCAGCAUCAUGCUGUGGGUCUGUUUUUCAGUUGCAGGGACUGGGAAACGAGUCAGGAUCGAGGGAAAGAUGAACAGAGCAAAGUACAGAGAUCCUUGAUGAAAACCUGCUCCAGAGUGCUCAGGACCUCAGACUGGGGCCAAGGUUCCCUUCCAACAUGACAAUGACCCUAAGCACACAGCCAAGACGACGCAGGACUGGCUUCAGGACACGUCUCAAUGUCCUUGAGGGGCCCAGCCAGAGCCCGUAAUCUCUGGAGAGACUUGAAAAUAGCUGUGCAGCGGCGCUCCCCAUCCAACCUGACAGAGCUUGAGAGGAUCUGCAGAGAAGAAUGAGAGAAACUCCCCAAAUACAUGUGUGCUAAGCUUGUAAUCGCUGCAAAAGGUGCUUCAACAAUGUACGAAAUAGAGGGCCUGAAUACUUAUGUAAAUGUGAUAUUUCCGUUUUUUUGUUUUUUUAUACAUGUGCAAAAAUGUUUAAAAAAUAUAAAUAUAUUUGCUUCGUCAUUAUAGGGUAUUGUGAUGAGGGAAAAAAACAAUUGAAUCCAUUUUAGAAUAAGCUGUAACGUAACAAAAUGUGGAAAAAGUCAAGGGGUCUGAAUACUUUCCGAAUGCACUGUAUGUACAGCCCAAAAGAGAACUUUACACAUUUCUUGAUAUAUGAGAUGUUCGGUACUGACACUAUUUAAAAAUAGAUGAAGAUUUACCAACUCAAAAAUUUGAUCUGAAAUGUUUGCAGAUAGACUACUCACCAUGUGGUCAUGCUGGAGAGGGGUGCAAUCCCAUCACCUGGUGAUAUUUGUUGCUUAAGGCACAGUCUUUUAUUGUGUAUGUAUAGUUAGUGACGUCAAUGUGGGACAGCGUUUUUUUUCAGAAAGAUGUUUAAAAAUCAACUGCUAAUUAGAUCAGUAUCUUUCAAUAUAAUAAUAAAACACCUCUCAAUAGAAAUAAGUGUAUAAACAAUUACUUUUUACUAUAUUAAUUUAACAAUAUAUGUGGUAUUGCCUUGGAUUGAAUUAGAACAUAUCGUGAUGUAUAUAGAUGUCCUAAGUUUGGAGACUUAACUUUUUUAAAUAUAUACUAUAUAUAUAUAGUUUUUUCCAGGGUGGGAUUGCAAUUUGUACCACUUGUGUAGAAUCACCCAUGUAUAAAGCUGUAAUUCAUGUGUUUUUCCACAAGGAGUUGUGUUCUCGUGUAGCUACAUGGAUUGGACGAUGUCCCUAAGCGCUGGGCCAGGGAAGUAAAAUAAAAAGUACUAUAAGAAAAGAAAACAGGCCUCUUAAAGGGUUAGUGUUACGAGUGGGAUUGGUUCAAGCUGAUCCUCGACCAGUGUUUCCAGGCAACUUCUUCCUUGAGCACAGCUCAGUCAAGUCUAAUCAAAGGCGUAUGUAUGGGCAGGUUGACUGACAGCAUGACAUCAAGGCCUGCAACUUUGCAUUAGUAUCUGUGCUUUUAUCUUGCAGUAACGGUUAUGUCUUAUUGUAGUCCACUACUGACGAGCUGUUGGGGCUGGCCAGGUUCUGGGGCUAAACAUACACUACCUUUUUUAUUCUCUACAAACCACCUCAUCACUUUCACAGUUGAGUUCAACAUGGAGAGUUGAGACCGUAGACAAGUAGUAGUGAAUAUGACAUAGUGUCUCCCUCAUGCACAGAACUCAUCUUUUAUCACUACAUGUUGCUAAGCUUGUAUGACAUUCAAAUGGAUCUACAGAUUGAACUAUUGACAGUGUUCAAGACACCUUUCCAAUUCUCAUGAUCAAGUUGUUUUUGGUGAAUUGUUCAACCACACCUUAUCGACACAAAUGUGGCUCUUGCUACACACAGGUGUGCAAAUUGCUAAUUUGGUCUGGCAGCGGUUACAGUAAUCUGCCAGACCGGAACAGUAUUUAUUUGUCACUAGCGCUGUCCUUAGUGAAACCCCAUUGAGAAGGCCGUGUUCAUUAGGCACCAAACAGAAGAAAACACACUGAAACAGGAAUUACCUGUACUUGUCCAAUAAGAAACAUUGCAGUUCAGUUGCAUGCCCUAAUGAACAUGGCCCAGCUCUACUUAGAGCAGUGUUACCCACAGAAAGUCAGGUUAACGGACUGACUCUUAGUUCUGAGGCAGACACAACCUCUCGUUCCCAGGGAGGGGGGAUGAGGGAGUGCUAGCCACAGAGCUGGCAAUAAUACUCUGGUGAAGACUGACCCGAGGACCACUGAUUGAUGGGCUCUGGGAUAUUGUAGGCAGAUUCCCAGCCUCCCUUUUCAGAACUCUAUCUAAAAGAAAGUUAAAAACAUACCUCUGAUAUAUAUUUUUCCCUUCAAAAGCUAUGUAGGCUGCCUACAGAUGCACAUCCCUACAGUAAAAGUGAUGUAGACUGGGAAUCAACCUACGUAGCUUCUGAAGUGAAAAAAAUAUCAGAGGUCUGUUUUUACCAUUUUAACUUUGUUUUAGAUAGACUCAGAGUUCUCAAAAGGGAAGUUAAAGGUGAUUUUAAAUAUAUUAUAAAUGUUUUGUUUUGAUAUUUUCACCCUUACUGAGUUGGGCUUUCUCUAGCAGGAAUCAUGUGCCCCUACUGCUGGGUCUGGACCCUGUGACAUAUGUACAGUAAAAUAGAUACAUUCCAUGUGUUUACAAGUAGGUACCACAUAAAGAGAGGACCUUCUUUCAUGACUGCAACAUGGGUCUUUUUAACUUUACAUUUUUACACCGUUUGCUGAGAAAUUGUCCCUGAAAACAUGUACAAAAUUUAAUUAUUAUUUUCUGGAAUGAAUAUUUGGCAUUAAUAAAAGUGACCCAUAUCAGU
Messenger RNA from Oncorhynchus masou masou (cherry salmon), 8106 nucleotides. RefSeq names its product DISP complex protein LRCH3-like. The transcript has 20 exons. The coding region runs from base 103 to 2313 and encodes 736 amino acids. The record is from RefSeq and is a predicted model, not a curated record. Lineage: Eukaryota; Metazoa; Chordata; Actinopteri; Salmoniformes; Salmonidae. Gene Ontology annotation, molecular function: protein binding.